This is a messenger RNA of Fragaria vesca subsp. vesca, 354 nucleotides long. Its product is annotated as 12-oxophytodienoate reductase 2-like. The record is from RefSeq and is a predicted model, not a curated record. The coding region runs from base 1 to 354 and encodes 117 amino acids. NCBI's taxonomy places the organism in Eukaryota, Viridiplantae, Streptophyta, Magnoliopsida, Rosales, Rosaceae. Gene Ontology annotation, molecular function: FMN binding; oxidoreductase activity. The transcript is spliced from 4 exons.
AUGGUGCAAAUUGAAGUUGAAUUGAGUGGCAGAUCUCGAUUUAUUGUUGAAGCUGUUGUAAAUGAGAUAGGAGUAGAUAAAGUUAGAAUUAUAUUAUCUGCAUUUGCCAAUUAUAUGGAAUCUGGAGAUUCUAAUCCAAUGGAAUUGGGCUUUUAUAUGGUGAAUUCCUUGAACAAAUAUGGAAUCCUGGAAGAUGGGAACAAUGCUGUGGUUGAGGGCCGUACAGAUCUUAUUCUUUUUGGUCGGUUGUUCUUAGCUAAUCCUGAUUUGCCCAAGAGGUCUACUGAGGUGAUAGUGAAGGAAGCAUGCAAAUAUCUCAUCGUCCAGAUUCCAGACACACGUGAAGCAGUGUGA